AUUAACUUCAUCAACUACAUCAAAUCACCACCAACCUCAACUUAUUUCAAUCAACAUGGGGAAUGAUGGUGGUUCGAUUCCGAAACGUGAUGACUUGGUCAAAACUAAACAUCGAGGUGAACAAGUGGAUCCGCAACAAAAAGAAUCUACUCGUUGGCAUUGCUGUGCCCUUUCCAAAAGACCUUUGGAAGAACCCAUCGUUUCAGAUCCAUUAGGAAAGCUUUACAAUAAAUCAUCAGUACUAGAAUAUCUUUUAAAUAAUGAUACUUUUGGAGAAGAUGGUCGACAAGUAGCUGGACAUCUGACUUCACUUCGGGAUAUCAUUAACCUCAAGAUAACCUUCGAUUCACAAUCAACCAAACGAAUCUGUCCGAUCAGUUUAAAGGAAAUGGGAGCUGGAUUAGGAAAGAUGGAAAUGCGUUGGGUUUAUCUGAUGGGUUGUGGUUGUGUAUUAACUGAAACUGGUUUAAAACAAGUAGAGAAAUCAACUGAAAAGGUUGAAUGUCCAGUUUGUGGAAAACUUCAAGAAAGUUUAGAGUUUGUGAUUAUUAACCCAAAUGAAUUAGAAGAAGAAAAGAUGAAGAUCAAAUUGGUUGAACAGAGAAAAAGAGAAAAAGAAGCAAAGGAAAAACGAAAACUAGAAAAGAAAGAGCAAAAGAAAAGAAAGGUAAACAUGAAUCAAGAUGUCGAAACAGGUCCAGAUUUCGGACUAGAUUCAAAUCCAACAAAUAAAGAAUUCGAUAACAAUAAAACUCGAUCUAAAACAAAGAAGCCCAAAGUAGAGGUACCUCAUUCAAAACUUGACCAUGAGCCAUCAUCUUCUAUUGCUUCCUCUUCUUUAUCGAAAAUCAACAAAGAAGUUCAGAAAGAAACCCAGCAAAGUCUUGUCAACUUAUCAUCAAGUACUCUCAAUAGUAUCUACGGUCCAAGAGAUGAAAACGGUAAACAGCUACUCGGUCAACAGAAAGAAUCAUGGAUGACGAGGGGUACUUGGACUCGCUACGCUGCUUGAAGGAUAUUCAAGCUUUUCUAUAUCUACACUUGUUCUUUCGUUCUCUAACUUGUAACAUGAACCCAUUCUUCGAUCCGAUGUACGAUUUGUUUAGAUACCCUUGCACCCGAUCCUAUUGUCACAUUA
Messenger RNA from Melampsora larici-populina 98AG31, 1138 nucleotides. RefSeq lists its product as uncharacterized. NCBI's taxonomy places the organism in Eukaryota, Fungi, Basidiomycota, Pucciniomycetes, Pucciniales, Melampsoraceae. The record is from RefSeq and is a predicted model, not a curated record. The coding region runs from base 56 to 1012 and encodes 318 amino acids. The transcript is spliced from 3 exons. Gene Ontology annotation, biological process: mitotic DNA replication termination; site-specific DNA replication termination at RTS1 barrier. Gene Ontology annotation, cellular component: nucleus.